AGGCUGCACAAGGGACAGGACACUGCCUCCUCCUGGUCCCCCAGGCCCUUGAAAGAGGAGACCCUCCUGCGGCCCCAGGGAGGGCUGGCAGUGGUAGGAAGGCGGCAGAAGCCUCACAGCCCCCACCAGGCGGGAGCCAUGGAUAAGUUCCGCAUGCUCUUCCAGCACUUCCAGUCCAGCUCCGAGUCGGUGAUGAAUGGCAUCUGCCUGCUGCUGGCCGCGGUCACCGUCAAGCUGUACUCCUCCUUUGACUUCAGCUGCCCCUGCCUGGCACGCUACAAUGCCCUCUACGGCCUGGGCCUGCUGCUCACACCCCCACUCGCCCUUUUCCUCUGUGGCCUCCUCGCCAACCGGCAGUCCGUGGUGAUGGUGGAGGAGUGGCGCCGGCCCACAGGGCACCGGAGGAAAGACCCAGGCGUCAUCAGGUAUAUGUGCUCCUCUGUGCUGCAGAGAGCACUGGCUGCCCCCCUGGUUUGGAUCCUGCUGGCCCUCCUUGAUGGGAAGUUCUUUGUGUGUGCCUUCAGCAGCUCCGUGGACCCCGACAAGUUUCUGGACUUUGCCAACAUGACCCCCAGCCAGGUGCAGCUCUUCCUGUCCAAGGUGCCCUGCAAGGAGGAUGAGCUGGUCAGGGACAGCCCUGCUCGAAAGGCAGUGUCUCGCUACCUGCGGUGCCUGUCACAGGCCAUAGGCUGGAGUGUCACCCUGCUGCUCAUCAUUCUGGCCUUCCUGGCCCGCUGCCUGAGGCCCUGCUUCGACCAAACAGUCUUCCUGCAGCGCAGAUACUGGAGCAACUAUGUGGACUUGGAGCAGAAGCUCUUCGAUGAGACGUGCUGCGAGCACGCGCGGGACUUUGCGCACCGCUGCGUGCUGCACUUCUUCGCCACUAUGCAGAGCGAGAUGCAGGGGCUGCGGCGGGACAGGGUGGGCAGGGGCGCCGAGCCUCCCGAGAUGCCCGAGCCCCCUGAGGCCGUGGACGGCGGAAGUGGGAAGGCUCACCUGCGCGCAGUCUCCAGUCAGGAGCAGGUGGACCAUCUCCUGAGCUCAUGGUACUCCAGCAAACCGCCUCUGGACCUCCGGGCAUCCCCCGGGCUCUGGGGGGUUGGCCUCAGCCACCGGGCCCCUACUGCCGCCCCCGGCACCAGGCUGUCCCAACACUCCCAUGUGUAGGGACCCCAGCAGUGUCCCCAUGUGGAGUGCCCCACUGACCAGGGUCCGGGGACUUUCCGGUUGUGGGGGCUCCAAGGCAGGGCAGCCUAGCCCUGUUGGCCUCCUUCCCCAAAAUAGCCCCAUCUGUGGCCUAGUUUCUGGGCGUGGCCUCUGGGGUUCUCUAAAGCAGUGCUUC
Molecule: messenger RNA, 1342 nt
Organism: Rhinolophus ferrumequinum (greater horseshoe bat)
Lineage: Eukaryota; Metazoa; Chordata; Mammalia; Chiroptera; Rhinolophidae
Gene: CALHM3
Product: calcium homeostasis modulator 3
Exons: 3
Coding region: 139-1167 (342 amino acids)
Molecular function (GO): monoatomic cation channel activity
Source: RefSeq, a predicted model, not a curated record